GCGGGCUCUUUUCGGCCGCCAUACUGUGGGCUUGGCGAGGCGGCCGCGGGAGGUGCGCUGUGCAGCGCCGGGAGCCCCGCCGCCGGGAGCCGUGAGGACAGCUACCGCGCCAUGGAUCUGGUGAGCUUUGAGGACGUGGCUGUGCACUUCACCCAGGAAGAGUGGGCUCUGCUGGAUCCUUCCCAGAAGAGUCUGUACAGAGAUGUGAUGCUGGAGACCUGCCGGAACCUCGCUGCCAUAGGAUAUAUAUGGGAAGAACAGACUAUUGAAGAUGAUUGCAAAAAUUUUGGAAGAUAUCAAAGGCACACCAUCUCUCACUCUGAGUACACGCCAUAUGAGCAUGAGGAAUGUGGAAACAUGCCAUGUGACCCCAGUUACCUCGCAAAUGUUCAAGGACACACGGGUGCUCACACUGUGAAUGGACCUUGUGAAUGUGAGGUAUGUUUAAAACCCUUUGGUUUUUCAAGUACACUUGGAAUAUAUCACCAAACUCACAGUGGAAAAAACUUCUGUGACUACAAGGAAUGUGGAAAGGCUUCUGUUUAUCAUAGUUCACUUUACACACAUGGAGGGACUCACACUGUAAGAAAACGUUACGAAUGUAACCAGUGUGGCAAAGCUCUGAGUUCUUACAGUUCACUUCAAAGGCAUGAGAGAAUUCACACGGGAGAAAGACCCUAUAAAUGUAAUCAGUGUGGCAAAGCUCUGAGCUCUUCCACGUCACUUCAAAGGCAUGAGAGAAUUCACACGGGGGAAAGACCCUAUAAAUGUAAUCAGUGUGGGAAAGCCUUUAGAUGUCACAGCGCCCUUCAGUUACACGAAAGGAUUCACACUGGAGAGAAACCCUAUGAGUGUCAGCAGUGUGGGAAAGCCUUCACAUGUCACAGUUACCUUCGAUUGCACGAGAGGACUCACACCGGAGAGAAACCCUAUGAGUGUAAACAGUGUGGGAAAGCCUUCAGGUGUCAGACUUCCUAUCAUAGACAUAAAAUCAUUCACGGUGGAGAGACGUUCUAUGAGUGCAAGCAGUGUGGUAGGCUCUUCAUUUACCCCUCCCUACUUCAGAUGCACGAGAGAACGCACACCAGCGACAGACCAUAUAAGUGUGAGCAGUGUGGGAAGUCCUUCCUUUACCCCUCUUUGCUUCAGAUGCACGAGAGGACGCACACAGGAGAAAAGCCCUAUGAGUGUAAGCAGUGUGGUACAGCCUUUAGACAUCACUCUUCCCUUCGACUGCACGAGAGAACGCACACAGGAGAAAAGCCCUAUGAGUGUCAGCAGUGUGGGAAAGCCUUCACUCGCCACACUUCCCUUCGAUUGCACGAGAUAACUCACACUGGAGAGAAACCCUAUAAAUGUAAAGAGUGUGGGAAAGCCUUUAGACAUCACUCUUCCCUUCGACUGCAUGGAAGGAUUCAUAGUGGAGAGAAACCCUAUGAGUGUAAACAGUGUGACAAAGCCUUUAUACGUUACAGUUACCUCCGAUUACAUGAAAGAACACACACAGGAGAAAAACCUUAUGAAUGCAAACAGUGUGGGAAAGCCUUCAGCCGUCACAGUUCCUUUCAGAGACAUAAAUCUAUUCAUGCUGUGGAAAACCCCUUUGAAUGUCAGCAGUAUCUAAUUCCUUUAUCCCUGUUUCCUCCAAAUACAUCAGACAACUCAUAUUGGUGAAAAGCACUAUGAAUGUGACAGUGUGUUAAAGUGUUUGUCCUUAUCCACAUGUAAGAACUGAAGAUGUCACGUGGUAAACCUUGGCCAUAUGAAUGAUAUGGUUUAGACUUGAAAUUCUCGAAGGAAUUCAUGCUGGGCACGGUUCCUACAAGUGUAAGCAAUGUGUGGUAAGCCUUUGCUGGCCACCCUUCUUUCACAGAAACCGAUUCAUGCUGGGGAAAUGCCUUAUGAAUGGAAACAAUGUGGCCAGUCUUUUAUCCCUAUUUGCUUCAAACACGAAAGGACUCACAGUGAAAAUGUUGUGAAUGUCAGCAGUGUGCUGAGCCUUCAGGAGAUGAUGUGGGUUCCUUUGGUAACAUGAAAGACAUCUUAAUGGAGGAAAAAACCAUGCUGUUUAGAUGUCAUUGCUUCCAUAGAUUCCGUGAAUGAACUACUGGAAACAAUUCUGUGAGUGGAAACAAAGCUGUGACACCUUCAUGCUCACAGUUCUUUCAAAGAUGCAUAAUGAUUGAUGAUGGAACAAAGCCUUCUUGUACUUGUAAAGAGUAUGGUAAGUUUUUGGUUGCUGGGAGAUGGACAGAUGUUUUUAUCGGUAGUGUAGCUUCCUGUAAGUUGCCUGUGCUCAGUAGGUCCAGUCCCAUUCAAUGGCUGCCCAGGCUGCACGUGGGUGGAAUCAUUUCUUUGCUCCUAUCCUCGGUGCCCUGUCUGGGUGAAUAGACGCUUGUUCAGCGCGUGGCCAGGGAAUGUCACAUAACACCUGACAGUCACAACGGAACCAAAGACAAGUUUGAGAGGAGCACUUGCCUCGUCUCUGCUGUGGGUGAUGACAUGUGCCGCUGAAGGGAAGCUUUCUGUGGGAGGACCGUCUGCGGUGUUCACUCUGAAAUGCAGUCCUUCCGGGGUGCCAUGGAACGGUGUGCCUUCUUGUGCAGUACCAGCUGGGUUGCCUGUGCCAUGCAACUCAAAUGACUUUUGCCACAUGGAGCCCACCCCCUUGUACAGGUGGGACAGGGUUAUGUAGGCAGCGGGUGCACAGCCUUGCUCUGGGUAAUAAGGCAUGCAGAUAAGGCUUAGCUGUCUGCUAACAUGAACUUGCCCCUCUGAAGGAGGAGUCACUUUGAGGAAAAGAUGUGCAGAUGCUGUCCCCUGUAUUGGCUCCAAAAAUGGCAGGAAGACUAAGGAAGGACUGUGGGAAGGAGGUGGGAAGGAGUGAGCUGCUGGCUUCCGGCUCUCACAGCUGGAGAUGGCAUAGGGGGAACAAAUUCAGAGCUAGGUAGUCCCUCUGGAUUCCUAAAACUUGAAGCCUCCGUAAGCCUUGAACAGCGAGGACGCCGCAUUCGAAGGGAGUGAAGUAGAAGUGAUAAUGUCCCCUAGGCCUAACCUUUACUACAGAAGAACAGGAAGUUGGUGGUAGAGCGUAUGAGUAGUGGAGGCCUAAACAGUAGCCCGGUAGGGAAGCUGUGGUAGUGAAUAUUCUGUCUUUGCGAGGCUGUAAAGCUUGAGGAAAAACCGUCAGUGAAGGAAGGUCUCAUAAAGUAGUGCAGCUGAGAAGUCUGCGCUUUCCCUGGAGUCGUUCCCCAGAGUGAGUUGUAUGCUCUCCUGCAGGAAAGGAUGCUUGUGUGUAACUUUUUAUUCAGCCCAGGGACCUCUCGGCAGCCAGGCACGUUCGUCCACUGAAGAGGCAGCAGUGUGCGACAGCUUGGGCCCAGAGGCUGUCAGACCCGGGGAGUCCGUGGGGUACAGCAGGUGAGCAUAUCUGGUUUCCCCUUGGCCCCCACACCAGUUAGAGAACAAGAGCCAGCUCCUUCCCCACCACGGCUGCGCUCAAGGUGAGGCGCAGGUGGAUCAGAAAGGACUAGGUGGUGCAGCCUCCCGUCUACACCUCUGUGUCUGUCCUCAUAAAGAAGGACUAGGUGGUGCAGCCUCCCGUCUACACCUCUGUGUCUGUCCUCAUAAAGAAGGACUAGGUGGUGCGGCCUCCCGUCUACACCUCUGUGUCUGUCCUCAUAAAGAAGGACUAGGUGGUGCGGCCUCCCGUCUACACCUCUGUGUCCGUUAUUGGUUUUGGUUUACUUCUUGUUUUCUUGAGGCAAGUUCUUAGGUAGCUCAUGCUGGUCUCAAAUUCACUGUGUAGUCGAGGAGGAUCUGGGAAGUCCUGAUCCUCCUGCCUCCUCUUACCAGAUACUGGGGUUGCAUGCACAAGUCACCCAAUCUGUUUUUCUGGGCUUUGAAACAAACCUAGGCUUCAUGUAUGCACUCUCAGCUGUGCUAUGUCUGUCCUCAGGUCAGCAUUGAGGAAACACGUGGUCCAGGUGACAGAAUCCUCAUGCUGUUGGAUCUUGUUAAUCUAUUUACUGCCCUCUAGCUCCUGACUGUCGAGUCCAGCUGGCACUUGUUUGGGAUGGUGGCUUGUGGGUGCUCAGUGAUCCUGAGACCCCUGUGUGAAAAGGUGUCACCACUGACAUAAUGCCAGCCUGUGAGUGUUCCACAGAGUUAGAAAAGCACCCGUGUGAGCUGAAACAGUGACGACCAAAAGGGAGGUACACGUGUGCACAGGGCAGGCACAUGGGGAAUUCUUGGAGUGUUGUAGUUGGGUAAGACACAGGCGAGACAAAGCAAGGUGAGUGAGGGAAAUCCUUCACAGCCACUGGCUGACGUUAAAUGAAUAGUUGAAAACCUUGAAUGAAGACACCCUUGUAUGUGGGCUACUUCUCCAGCAGGGGUUGGCCACAGAUGCCCCCAAAGUCCCCAGAUGGUACUGGCUAUUGCCAGUGCUAUAGUUGUCUCUAGCACUAGUGUUAAGGCUGUGCCUGAAGACACCACAUGCUUUGUUUGCCGAGUAGGAGAAAACAAGCUGAAACAGCUGGAAGCCGCCUCCCUGCUGGCCAGCAUUCAUAGGUCCUGUAGGUGCAGACUACUAUGCAGCACUGCUCAGCUCUGGGCCCUGUGUAUUACUAAAAUGUCAAGCAAGAUGUGCCUGCUAGGGCCUGUGAGACGGCCCAUCUGGCAAAGGUGCUUGUUGCCAAGGCUGGCAACUUGAGUUAGAGCUCAGAACCCAUGUGAUGGAAAGAGAAACAAACCCUGCAAGUUGUCUUCUGAUUUCUUCAUGCAUCUUCCUGGAAUGAUGUAGAAAUAAGUGUCGUAUAGUUGCUAGGACAACAGUGGCAUGUUUUAAUGAGAGUGAUCAACUGCUUUCUGGUUGGAUUGAAGGCUUGCUCUGCAGGGGUCAAUUCACAUCUCUUAAGCCCCAUCCACAACCUAUGGCCUGACAGUCAUAGGGUAAAGCUAUUGGUGUUUGCUAAACGGGUAUAUUUCUGUGAAAUGACUGUUUCAAGUUCUGUGUUUAUGCCUGUAGAGUACUGCUCCCGCCAUUUUUGGAAAGAGAAAUUCGUUUUUGCUGUAGGCAGUAGUUACUGAUGAGCCUUAUCACUCCCUCCUAGGCUUGGGCAAAUUUCUAGAAAAUGGGGCACCAGAGGAAGGGAUGGCAUGCUUUGGAAUGCUGUCUUCUGAGCAUACCAUUGCCAGUCUUGAAAUUCCAGUACCUGUGAUGACCUGUAGGAGCCUGCACAAGAUUGAGGCCUUUGUAUCUAUGCAGAGGGAUGGACAUGGAUCCCUGGCAACUUCCCUGAUGAUUUACAGGCUAUUAAUAUUCAUUGCAGGGAGGGAUCAAGAGACCUUUCUCUCCCUGAAUAUAUGUUUUUGAUUUCAUUUUCGUGAGACAGGGUUUCUCUGUGUAACACCCCUAGCUGUCCUGGAACUCACUCUGUAGACCAUGUUGGUAUUGAACUCACAGAGAUCCUCCUGCUUUUGCUUCCCAAGUGCUGGGAUUAAAGGCGUGUGCCACCACAAACUGGCCCAUCCCUGGAUAUUUUUGGGCAGUUAAUGAUACUUACACAGGAGAGUCUCACAUGACCUUACACCUCCUUUGGAUAUAAAAGGAGGUAAUUGUUGCUGGUAAAGGGAGAAACCCUUUCUUCAGUGGAAUACCUACCCAUAAUUUCCCCAUGUUCCUGUCACUAACCCUUUAUAGACCCAUGCUCCUCCUGUAAGUAACCCUGAUUAAAAUGAUUGGUUCUCCAA
Messenger RNA from Mesocricetus auratus (golden hamster), 5754 nucleotides. Its product is annotated as zinc finger protein 709. Bases 112 to 1674 code for a protein of 520 amino acids. Gene Ontology annotation, cellular component: nucleus. NCBI's taxonomy places the organism in Eukaryota, Metazoa, Chordata, Mammalia, Rodentia, Cricetidae. The record is from RefSeq and is a predicted model, not a curated record. Gene Ontology annotation, molecular function: RNA polymerase II transcription regulatory region sequence-specific DNA binding; DNA-binding transcription factor activity, RNA polymerase II-specific. Gene Ontology annotation, biological process: regulation of transcription by RNA polymerase II. The transcript has 4 exons.